AUGAAGGUGAAGAAGGGUUGGCUCGCUGUUCAAGUGGAAGAAGAGACAGAAGAAGCUGGUGGAGUUGGGUCUCAAAGAUUUGUGAUCCCAAUUUCGUAUCUUUGUCACCCUCUCUUCAAGCACCUUUUGGAUAAGGCUUAUGAGGUUUACGGCUACCACACCGAGGGUCCUCUUAAGCUUCCAUGUUCAGUUGAUGAUUUUCUUCAUCUCCGAUGGAGAAUUCAGAAAGAAUCCUCUACCCAUCAUCACCAUAACCAUAACCAUAACCAUCACCAUCAUCGCCAACUUCCUCACGCCUUGUAUUUCCAUGCUUGUUAA
Molecule: messenger RNA, 318 nt
Organism: Glycine soja
Lineage: Eukaryota; Viridiplantae; Streptophyta; Magnoliopsida; Fabales; Fabaceae
Product: auxin-responsive protein SAUR32-like
Exons: 1
Coding region: 1-318 (105 amino acids)
Biological process (GO): response to auxin
Source: RefSeq, a predicted model, not a curated record